Aspergillus luchuensis is the source of this 1134-nucleotide messenger RNA. RefSeq lists its product as uncharacterized. Gene Ontology annotation, molecular function: protein kinase activity; ATP binding. The record is from RefSeq and is a predicted model, not a curated record. Lineage: Eukaryota; Fungi; Ascomycota; Eurotiomycetes; Eurotiales; Aspergillaceae. Gene Ontology annotation, biological process: protein phosphorylation. Bases 1 to 1134 code for a protein of 377 amino acids. The transcript has 3 exons.
AUGGAUAUCAAACGCCAAUUUCCUGGUGUGUACUGGGUUUGGGGAGGAGGCAUCUCCUUUGUCUAUGAGGUCCAUCCUCUCAUCGUGGUCAAGGUUCCCAAGUCCGGUCAGGAAGAGAGAGAGAAAUUUCGGAAAGAGCUUAAGAUCUAUGAGAUUCUAUCCCAGCAUCCGCCCUGCCCCUCUCUGGUGGAGUGUUUCCACUAUACGCCAGACGGAAUCUUCCUUGAGUAUAUGAGAGAUAUUUCCCUUGCUUAUAGGAGACAAUUCAAUCUUACCCGGGACCACAAAACUCGUGUGGUUACUGAAGUGGGAGAGCUGGAACCCCUGGCAAUACGAAAGUUGUGGAUGAACGAUCUUGCUCAAGGUGUUGCUUUCCUCGGAUCGCUUAACCUCGCUCAUGGUGACCUGCGACCGGAAAAUGUCCUGCUUGAUCGUAACCGACUCAAACUAUCGGAUUUCGAUUGCACGGCCGAAUUUGGAACAGAUUUCGAAACUUGCCCUUGCCCAUAUGGAAGACUACUCAAUGGUAACGAGGCAGACCAAGGAAUACCAGGAACUGCCGGCUUCCUAGGUCCUCGGACAGAGCAGUUCGCCCUCGGUUCACUGUACUACUUAAUAAACUACGGCUUUGAGGUCUAUGAUGAUCAAUGUCUUGCCGACGAUCCUUACGAGCAUGGACCUAAGGUCAUGGACUUACUACAGGACAUGAAGUUUCCGAAGCUCGAUGGCGACCCGCUUAUUGACGAUAUCAUCGAUAAAUGCUGGCACAACCAAUAUCGCACGCUUGCGGACCUGGCCACGCACGUAGAGACGUUGCUUAAGGAAUCACCAAGCGAUGCACUGAUCCAGGAAACAGCCUCCACUCCGGGAUGGCGCAAAGCUAUAGACAGUAUACUGCGUCGGUUGUGGUACAGCCCCGGUGCCCAAUGGAGGAGCAACGGUGAGGUAAUCAAUGGUGACGACUAUUACAAGGUGGAUCAGAACCACUCUGGUGAGCAUUUCUCUUCAAAACAGAGAUUCUGCCAGGACUUGGAGAAGCGUGGACUUCUGCGCCUACUUACUUUGAGUAAGCCCACGGAGCUUGGAUUCAGCAUGGAGCACAGGCAUUUGUCACCAACUACUCCAGCGAACUGA